Messenger RNA from Volvox carteri f. nagariensis, 1425 nucleotides. RefSeq lists its product as uncharacterized. Bases 89 to 787 code for a protein of 232 amino acids. Gene Ontology annotation, biological process: peroxisome fission; regulation of peroxisome size. The record is from RefSeq and is a predicted model, not a curated record. Lineage: Eukaryota; Viridiplantae; Chlorophyta; Chlorophyceae; Chlamydomonadales; Volvocaceae. The transcript has 7 exons. Gene Ontology annotation, cellular component: peroxisomal membrane.
CAGACCUGUCAAUAAAAGAGCGUAAUUGACAUAAGCGGUUUCCCAUUCUGUGUAUCCUGUGGGUGGACGUGUAUCUUUUCAAUCAAUCAUGUCUCCAACUUACGCGGAACACCUCAACGUCAUCAAGGGCUUUUGUGACAAGGCAGAUGGCAAGGACAAGCUCACCGCGCUUAUACAGUAUGCGUGCAUGUUUAUUUCAGCUGGCGAGCCUGGCAAUAUUAAGAAAAUCCAGGCGUCUGUGACAGCCGCGCGCAAGGUCUUCCGUGUCAUGCGGCCCCUCGAGCUGGUGACACCCUUGCUCAUCCAGCCAGGUUUCACGGGGAAGCAGCCGAUGCUCCUGGAGGCCGUAAACAAGGUGAAGGCGGUGCUCAUGGCGGUGUACUUCGGUGCCGACCAUGUUGUAUGGGCACACCAAAUCGGUCUCAUUUCUGACAAGAAGGUUGGAGAGCGAUACCAGAAGCUGUCGCUCUGGUCUUGGGCGCUCGGUUCACUGUGCACAGUGGCGACGGAGAGCUGGCAGAUCACGGCAUCCAGCGUUGCGCGCAAAGAAGGCGAAACGGAGGAGGAAUACGGCAAGCGCGUUGAGGAGGUCAAAAAACAAAUCAACCAGCGCCUAUACGUCCUUAUCCAUGCACUCUUCCAAGCUGCCCUGGCGACAGGUCUCCUGCAGCUCGUGCCCCUGAAGCCGCGCACAGUCGGUUUCCUCGGCGUUGUGGCAUCUGCAAUGAACUGCUACAUGCUGCUGCCGGCUUACCCCAAGCCAGCACCCAAGGCCAAGACUCAGUGAAAAGGCCCAUCGCCGUCGUCUGCUGAAUUGUCGUCUUUGGACGAGAUUUUGUUGGUCUGCUGGGCUCCGAGUCUUGUGGGCGGCGCAACCUUUGGGCCUGGUGCUUUUGGCUUUGGCGCCACUUGUUUCUAGCUUGACAUACAUCUGUGAUGAGGCUUGUGAAUGGUGUGGUUGUCGGCUAUGUUUUUGAGUGCGGCGCGGCUGACCCGGGGUAAAGGCAGGUAUUGACUGACCCGGGGGAUACGGUCUUGCGCCGCAUGUCGUGUCUGUUCUUUCGAAGUUGCCGAUGCGGAGGACAAGUACUCGUGAGGCUUGCUAACGCAGGGGGACUUGCUAUUACUGGCUGCUACAUUGGCAGUCUGUACUGACGUGGCGGAAUGGGGAUUGAAUAUUAUCCCUUCCUGGCCAAUCAAUAUGCAAAAGCAUUGGGUGCGCUGUGGUCGGAUCAUAAUUGCCAUUGAGCUAUAACAAAGCUCCAUGCGUCGAUCGGUCGUGGAGCUUCUUUCGGGCUUGACCGUUAUCAUAAGUUUAGGCUGUUUUUGCUUAGUAUAGAUUGCCCAAAUUUAUUGCCGCUUAGGUAGAUUGCUCAAAUUCCGCUGGAUGUAAUUUGCUGUGUAAACUGGCUUUUGCUCCUAUCG